GAAUGUUGUUUAGUAUACUGCAAUAAGGAUCAGCAGAUCAGGAUUUUUCUGAGAGACUCAACAACACCAUGUGUUUUAGAAAGCUAAUAAUGGAUCAAUUACUUGAGGUGCUUUUAUUUCUGUUCUUCCCCACUUUGGUCAUUUCAUUCUCAAACAACCACCCAGACACAACUGGUUUGAAUUCUUUUCAAUGGAGAAGCAGCAGACCUCAUAAUUGGGAAGGCUCAGAUCCUUGUGCCAAUUGGGACGGCAUUACCUGCAACCAAUCACGUGUCACUACCAUAAGAAUUCAUAGCAUGGGGUUGUCAGGUGUCCUGUCCGAAGAUAUUGCGCAACUAUCCGAAUUAGAGAUUCUGGAUUUGUCUUCGAACAAGGAAUUGACAGGACCACUCCCGCAAUCAAUUGGGAAUCUGAAGAAACUUACAAAAUUAAUCUUGGUAGGGUGCAACUUCACUGGACAAAUUCCUUACAGCAUAGGAUCUCUACAGAAGCUAGAAUUUCUGUCUCUAAACUCUAAUAUGUUCAAGGGUUCGAUUCCAGCUUCCAUUGGUAAUCUUUCCAAACUGACGUGGCUAGAUAUCACAGCCAAUUACAUUGAGGGACCCAUCCCAGUCUCUACUCGGACCAGUUCCGGUCUUGACAGGCUCCUCCUUUGCCAGCACUUCCAUCUUGGAAAGAAUAAUCUCACAGGCCCAAUUCCAGAUGAACUUUUCAGCUCAGAGAUGAGUUUGCAACACUUGCUUUUGGACGGUAACAAACUAGGUGGCACUAUUCCGACCACACUAGCACUUGUUCCUAAUUUAUCGAUCUUAUCAAUGGACAACACACAUCUUACAGGACAAAUUCCCCAAGAGCUAUUCAGCCUUCGCAAAUUAGUGACGGUGAAACUAAAGAACAACACGCUAGAUGGAACAUUAGAUAUUAGCAGCUCCUACAACAAGGACCUGAAGCUCAUUGAUUUGCGCUCAAAUAACAUCACUGACAUUAAUGACGUUGAUGAAGAACAUGAUGUUCAGAUCCUACUUGACAACAAUCCAGCAUGUGAGAAAAAUUCAAUGUACUGCAGCGGUCGCUCAGCUUCUGAACCAGAUAGUUUAUAUGUCACAGAGCACAACAAUUGUUCACCCAGUCCUUGUGAUUCGAAUCAGAUUCCCAGCCCCAACUGUAGAUGUGCUAUUCCAUUCAAAGGAAUUCUCAUCUUCACAGCUAUUCCCAUCUUAGACUUGGGAAACACAUCACGCUAUAAUGACAUUGAGAAAGCUUUAUCCAAGCUACCUCCUGUCGAUAGUGUUUCUUUGAGUAAUCCCGAGAUCAAUAAUGAUGAAUACUUUCAAGUAAGCCUAUCUUUCUUCCCAAAAGGCAAGGAUCAUUUCAAUCAAACUGAUGUUUUAAGUAUAAGUGAAACUAUCAAUUUCGACCUCCCUGGACCUUACAGACCAUUCUAUUUUAUCAGUGAAAGUUACGAAAACUAUGAAGAAGUGACUAAAGAAUCAAAAUGGUCAAGGAUUGGUAUUGACAUUGGAGUAGCAGCUGGUGUUUCUGUCAUUGUGCUAUUACUAUUUGUGGGAGUGUACGUUUUUUUCCACAAGAGGAGAGCAGGAACAGGAUCAGACACUCUUACUAUGAAUGCCACAAGGUUUUGGGAUGCAACAUCUUCCAGUGGAAGUGUUCCUCAGUUGAAAGGGACAAGGUGGUUCUCUUUUACUGAGCUUAAGAAAUACACCAACAAUUUUUCAACGGAAAAUGAAAUUGGAUCUGGGGGUUAUGGAAAGGUUUAUCGUGGAAAUCUUCCGACUGGAGAAAUGAUUGCUAUCAAAAGAGCUACGAGAGGGUCCAUGCAGGGCGGAAUCGAGUUCAAAACUGAGAUUGAACUUCUUUCAACAGUUCAUCACAAGAAUCUUGUCCGGCUCCUGGGAUUUUGUCUAGCAAAAGGUGAACAAAUGUUGGUCUAUGAGUAUGUACCAAAUGGAAAUUUGAAGGAUGCUUUAUCAGGAAAGUCAAGAAUCAGAUUGGAUUGGAUUCAAAGGCUAAAGGUAACUCUUGAUACUGCUAGAGGCCUGGCUUAUCUUCACGAACUUGUCAACCCUCCAAUAAUACACAGGGAUAUUAAGUCAGCCAAUGUCCUCUUGGAUAAUCGCUUGAAUGCAAAAGUGGCUGAUUUUGGUCUCUCAAAGCUCAUGGGCAAUGAUGAGCAGGAUCAUGUCAGCACUCAAGUUAAAGGCACAAUGGGCUACUUAGAUCCUGAAUAUUACAUGACGCAACAACUGACUGAGAAGAGUGAUGUGUAUAGUUUUGGAGUGUUAAUGUUGGAGCUGAUUACUGCAAGGAAACCUAUCGAGCGAGGAGUGUACAUUGUAAAAUUAGUACGAGAGACAAUGGAUGAGAAUAAAGAUUUGUACAACCUCCAUGCACUUCUUGACCCAGCUAUCGGUGUGGGAACAAGAUUGAAUGGUUUUGAAAGGUUCGUGGACCUUGCAAUGACAUGUGUUGAGAAUCAAAGAGCAGACAGGCCUACAAUGGGUCAGGUGGUGAAGGAGAUUGAGAGAAUUUCAAAGCUUGUGGGUCUGAACCCUACUGAUGAUUCAAGAUCAACUUCUUCAACCUAUGGGGUAUCAAUUAAAGUAAGCUCCUCCAAUCCUUACAGUGAAGAAUCAUUUUCUAUGAGUGGAGGUUCUUCAGCACCAAAGAUAGAGUAUUGCUGAAAACUGAGUUUAUCUGAAAGUGUUGAAAUUUGUAGCAGUUGGCAGGCUCUCUGUUUGUACUCAUUAGAACAAUGUGGUGUUUAAUGUAAUUAUGCUUGUAUCA
This is a messenger RNA of Humulus lupulus (European hop), 2805 nucleotides long. Its product is annotated as leucine-rich repeat receptor protein kinase HPCA1-like. The transcript is spliced from 16 exons. Bases 69 to 2702 code for a protein of 877 amino acids. NCBI's taxonomy places the organism in Eukaryota, Viridiplantae, Streptophyta, Magnoliopsida, Rosales, Cannabaceae. The record is from RefSeq and is a predicted model, not a curated record. Gene Ontology annotation, biological process: protein phosphorylation. Gene Ontology annotation, cellular component: membrane. Gene Ontology annotation, molecular function: protein binding; ATP binding; protein kinase activity.